ACCUUUGAGAUUCCACUUUAUACCAUAAGUCAAGCAAUACAAUAAAAUUAUGUUUUAUCCAGGAUCUAUUUCUUAUUUGUGUGGGGUUUUGUUGUUUGUUUGUUUUUUGCUGUAAAUAGCAAGUUUCUUUAGAAUACCUAAAGAAUCAUAUUUAGAAUUGUGUGCAGUAAUAUUCCAAACUGAUAUUCCAAACUGUUGCUGUAAGAAUAUUGCAUCUUUCAUUUGUAACUCUCCUCUGCUCCCCCACUUCACCCCAACACUGCCCUCAGCCUCGUUGUCUUUCACAAAUGGCACAACCAUCCACUCAGUUUUUUAAAGUCAGAAAUUUAGGAGUCAUUCUUGACUACUUCAUUUGUCUCACUACUACGUUCAUUUUGGGAAAACAAUUAGGCAAGAACCACUAACAGGAAUGUCAAAUAAAUUCAUGGCAAGAAAGGAAGGGAACGGUUUCAAACCAAGUCCAGGCUGACAUUGCAGAUCUUUAGCAUACGUAUUAGAACACUAAGUUCUCAUGCUUGAUUUAAAAAAAAAAAAAAAAAAAAGUACAGCUUCCCCAAAAGGUAACCCAAAACUAGUGGCUGAACCACACAUACUCAGAUCCUCAUCACAAACUCUGCAAUCCUUCCUCUGAUCUUAGGCAACUCAGUGAAAGAUUUUCCUUGCUGGCCUGCUGAAGUAAACAGCCAUGUUGAGGAAGCAAGGAACUGAAGGCAUCCUCUAGGAUCUGAUGGCAGUCUCUGACCUCUAGCCAGCAAAACUUAGAGCCCUUAGUCAUACAACCACAAGGAAAUAAAUUCUGUCAACUACCUGAAUGCGUUCGGAAGUGGCUUUUCCCCAGUCGAGCCUCCAGAUGAAAAUCCAGCCUGGCUGACACCUUGAUUGCAGCCAUGUGAGACCCUGAACAGAGGCACCCAGCCAAGCCAUGUCUCAACUCCUGAUCCAUGAAAGCUAGUUUUGCCACUGAAUUAUGGAGCCAUCCUCCGAGGUCAGAAGACCUACGCACGUCAUCACUGUGCAACCAAAUGAAACUGUACUGACUGCGUUUCCCUAUGGGCCUCAUAGCUCUCUGCUGAAUUUCCUGAAAGGAGACCCAAAAGUCUUGGGGGCUGUGCAGGUCCUGCUCGCCCUGGUCACUGUGGGCAUUGGAGCUAUAUUUGCAUUUAAUUACUUCAAUUUCUCCCAAAAAUUCCCGCUCGUUUUCCUCAUAGGAUAUCCAUUCUGGGGAGCAUUUAUUUUUAUUAUUACAGGAUACCUCACAGGACUCAACAGGAAGAAAAAAUGUCUGAGUCAAAGUGUCAUAGCCAUGAACGUGAUCAGUUCCUUGGUUGCAGUAGCUGGGAUUACUUUCACCAUUAUCAGCUUCCGGUAUCAGCACCAGUACUGCCAGACGCCUUCCCUUGAGGGAAUAUGUGUUAUAGGUAGAAUCCUUUCAAUGGAAUUUUGUCAGUCUUACUGAUCAUCAGCGUAGUAGAGCUCAGCAUCUCUGUGACUAUCAUCUCCUUGAGAAGCCAGUGCUGGACAAAGUCAAAUGAGGUUGUGUUUUUCUUGCCUUCGGAUGUUACUCAAGACAGUGAACUACCUGUCCCAGAAGAAACUGCUGCAAUCAAAUUUGAGCUUCAAGAAGAGUUUCCCAAUGAUGACUCCUCAACAAACAUACAACCUGUUU
Molecule: messenger RNA, 1666 nt
Organism: Rhinolophus ferrumequinum (greater horseshoe bat)
Lineage: Eukaryota; Metazoa; Chordata; Mammalia; Chiroptera; Rhinolophidae
Product: membrane-spanning 4-domains subfamily A member 14-like
Exons: 7
Coding region: 968-1456 (162 amino acids)
Biological process (GO): cell surface receptor signaling pathway
Cellular component (GO): plasma membrane
Source: RefSeq, a predicted model, not a curated record